CAUCGUCGCGAUACUAGAUGAAAUAUAUUUUACAUUGCAAAUACGCAUUCUGUUAUUCUGCCCUUUCUCCUCCCUUCUUCUUCUCAUUGAGUUAAUGGAGAGGGGAGGGGGAGGGGGCGGGCAAGAAACCACAAUGAGUUAACAUGUAAUAUUAUAAUAACAAGCCUAAUUACGUUCCUCUUCUCGUCUGUUAAUUAUUAAUCAUGAGACAAUGAUGAGAUGACGACAAUGAUUUUAAUCAAAAAAACAAUUUAAUACCGUCGUCGUCGAUAGAAGUCUGCGUAACGUCCAUCUACUUUUAUCCUUUAAAAUGAUUCGAUACACAUUUUAAUUGUGGAUAAUAUACCGUUAUUAUUCUAAAAGUAUAACGUACCUUGACUGCUCUUACACCAAAUACGUUAUAAAGAUUCAUUAUUACGUUUCGUUAUUACGAACCAUUUUGCAUUAGUAUGGAGAUGCCUUAUCGUCAGGGAGAAAUUUAUUGCGAGAAAUAUUGAGCACCAGAGCAACCAUAAUUUGUCCCUGAAAUCAAUUUUGCAUGUUAGCUAGCGACGAUCCAUUUUUGACGUAGGACCGGUUACCUCAGCGCCGUUCAAUUUCCAAACAAUUUCUGACAGAUAUGGGUAUUUAUCGUUGGACUGCGUAUGCCUGCUGGUAAAAGGAUUAGUGACGAACGAAUGACGCGGCAAACAUCUCAGCCAUUUGCGAUUGUAUGGGCAUUUGAACAAUUUGGCCCAGCAGUGCACCGCCCCUGCUAUUUCUUAUCAAAAAUCCAAGUGCUUGCCGGACGAUUCUCCGAUAUAUCACUGUAUCGCUUUGAGACAAAUGAUUUCGUCUUUGCGCUACGCAAUCACAGCGAUGGAUCUUCUUCUUCAAAUGUCAAUGAAUAAUAAGUUUUCCACUGUUAGAUCCAAUCUCUUCCCUUGAAUUUCGACGUAAAAAAUCAUUUACAUAUCUUGUUUUUCACAUAUACGUAUGUAGAUCGCUGUUCCCAUCUUUUCAUAAAUCUCUGUUCACAAUAGUACUUUCAAGUUGAAACAUAAGACUAAACGUCUAGAUAAACUCGAAAUAUCCGUAUGUCUGAUACAUAAAUAACGAGAGUAAGAGAGUGUGGCAGUCUUGGAAGAAACGCGUAUCGCUAAAGAUCCUAUAAAUUAUCACGUUCUCUAUCUCCCCAGCUAUUUCAUAAGUAUCGCCUUUUGUAAGUGGCGCGAGUAAGCUCUCCUAUAACUAACUGAAUAUCUAACUUAUCGUAUCCAGAAAUAUGUGAUUUCCUACCAGUUCCAGACCGUCUUAUUACACGUCAUAUCCGCGAACGCUAACUCUGUUGCGUGAGAUCGCCUCCCUCUGCACCUGUUUGCCGCUUAUCGCAACCGGCCUCCAUGUAUAAUGCAAACAAUAAUUGUCAUCGUUGAAUCAACCGGCAGUGCAAGAAACCAGCAACGAAAUCAACAACCUUGUCCGCAAGUGUAACGCCGCCUAUGAUUUAUUAAAUUGCUCGUGCGUACAAGAUAAAAUUUCAUACGGAUUGAAAGGUGCGCAAACGGCCAGUUGCCUUCGACGCGACGUAGCAAUGUUUUGAACUGAACGAAUAUCCUUCUGUUGAACUUUAUUGAACUCUACGUUCAUACAAAGUACAAAGUACCCAGUCUCUUGAAAUUAUGCCGAAACGAAUAACGCCGGAGAAAGUGAUCGACAUCGUUUGGUUUAGCGUAGCUUUGACUUUCUGUUGGCCGCUUCCUAUCAAUAGCAGCGGAACGCGAACUCUGGUUCACAAAGUUUUGCAGAUCAGUAGCGUUAUUAGCGCUUGCAUGCUGCUCCCGCCGCUGCUAUACUCGAUUUAUCUGCAUCUAGACGAUAUAAUCAUUGUUUCCGAAUGUAUCUGUCUGUUUAUGAUUGUAAGUCAAACUGUGGUUCAGACUGUUAUAUGUUUCAUCAAUCGCGAUUCCCUGCAAGUAAGUUUUUAUUCGCUUCCACCUUACGUUUGAUUGAAAAAGAUACGCGCUUUAAACGGGUUACAGCACGUAGUCGAGGAAAUGAUAAUCUGCGUUAAACAAGCGCGAGAAUACGAAAUGGAAAUCUUUUCCGAGAAUAUCGCGCGAUGCAGCGUCUUUUAUGCAAGUUCUAUGGUAUGUAUUUACUUGUCCGCGACUGCCUUUUCGAUAGGACCUGCAGCCUUGCCGCUAUCCUUCCCAAGCGAAGCGGAAUACCCAUUUCGCGUUAAUUAUACGCCAGUGUACGUUAUCAUCUACACGCAACAGUCUAUCCUCAGCUAUCAAUGCGCAGCACAUGUAUGCCUAAGCAUGUUUGGAUCGCUUCUGCUUUGGUUCACCGCCGCGAGAUUCCAGUGUUUGGCCAUGGAAUUAGAAAAGACCUCAGACGUUAGUACGCUGAUCGUUUGCGUUGAGAAACAAUUACAUUUGAGAAGAUACGCAAAACAGGUGGUGGAUAAUCUUCGUUUCAUAGUGCUUUACGCUGUAGGAGUAAGCACGUCUGCUCUAACUUUAUGUGGCAUUAUAUUGCUCGUGGAUGUACCGCCAAUGGUGAAAGUACAGUUCGUAACUCUGUGCCUCACUGUACUUACGGAGAUUUAUGUGUACGCGUGGUCGGCCGAUUACAUGAAAGAUAUGAGCAUAAAUGUUUCACGAAGCGCAUACGACACGAUAUGGUAUAAACAGACGUUGGAAAUGCAAAAAUAUUUGUCGAUCGUGCUGGUAUAUCAAGAGCCGGUAACCCUCUCUGUCAGUUGCAUAAUACCAGAGCUUUCUUUGCGUUAUUAUUGUUCGUAUCUGUCCAAUACUUUCUCCAUCUUCACUGCUUUGCGUGUGGUGAUCGAAGAUAAUGGAGAAUAA
Messenger RNA from Bombus pyrosoma, 2852 nucleotides. RefSeq lists its product as uncharacterized. Gene Ontology annotation, biological process: detection of chemical stimulus involved in sensory perception of smell; sensory perception of smell. Gene Ontology annotation, cellular component: plasma membrane. NCBI's taxonomy places the organism in Eukaryota, Metazoa, Arthropoda, Insecta, Hymenoptera, Apidae. The record is from RefSeq and is a predicted model, not a curated record. Gene Ontology annotation, molecular function: olfactory receptor activity; odorant binding.